AUGGACAGGGCUGCUGCGGGGACUCCACUUGACCCCCACGAAUCCAGUGGGGAUUGUUGCACUGCUGCUGCGCUGCUUCUUCCAGCAGCAGCAGCAGCAGCAGCAGCAGCAGUCGUUGUUUACGCCGGAAGUGCCCAAAGUGGACUCGCUGCUGCGGCGGAAGGUGCAGCAGCAGCAGGAGCAGCAGCAGCAGCAAGCUUUGCUCUUGCUGCGGCGGCUGCAGCAGGAGCAGCGGGAGCAGCAGGGGCACGGGUGCUGCUGCACCAGCUGCAGCUGCAGCAGCAGCAGCUGCAGCAGCAGCAGCAGCAAGACGCCUUCUUCUACGUAGACAGCUUGUCUCCCGUAGUCCGCAGCAGCAGCAACUUCGAUGCUCUCUUAAUUGCUGCUGGCCACAGCAGCCGCAGCACAGCAGACACCUUUUACUUGGACCCUUCAUUUCGCCUGACGCACCAGGCAGCAGCGCGCCCAGCAGCAGCAGCAGCAGCAGCAGCAGCAGCAGCAGCAGCAGCGGGGACCUGCUGCUGCUGCGGACGCACGGGACUGCGCACCAGCUGGAGCUGCUGGCUCUGGGCCUGCGGCGGGCAAUUUGGUGCUGCGGAGUUUGCAGAAAAGACAGAAUUGACAAAACUCACUUUCCAGUUUUUCACCAGGCUGACGCUGUUUGUGUCUUCGAGCAGCAGCAGCAGCGGCAGCAGCGGCAGCAGCGGCAGCAGCGGCGGCGGCGGCGCGAAAAAAUAUGACCUGCAGACGCUUUACCAGCAGCACAAGGCGCUGCUGGAAGCAGUUGCUGUGGCCAAGCAGCUGCAGCAGCUGCAGCAGCAGCAGCAGCAGCAGCAGCAGCACGGGGAGAGGGAGUGUGAGCUGCGAGCGUCUCUGGCUGCUGCGUCUGCUGCUGCUGGUCUUCCUGCUGCUGCUGUUUUGUCUCUUUGUUCCUUUGCAUGCAUCAAAGACAAAAACCCUUUUUUAAAUAAUGCUGUUGUGCUGCACCUCCAAGUCACCCUCGAGAGGCUGCUGCCAGCCGCAGCAGCCGCAGCAGCAGCAGCAGCAGCACGGCAAGCGCGCGUCGAGCGCGAACAACCCCAGCACCAGCCCUACGAGCCCCAGCAGCAGCAGCCCCAGCCCCAGCAGCAGCAGCAGCAGCAGCAGCAGCAGCAGCAGCAGCAGCAGCGGGGAGUUGGUGCUGCGGUGGGUCUACGACGCCAGUUUUCCCUUCACAAGGGCCCCUUCUGGAAAGCUGCCACCAGCAGCAGCAGCAGCGGCAGCAGCAGCAGCGGCAGCAGCAGCGGCAGCGGCAGCAGCGGCAGCUCGGGCGCUUCUGAGGGCGCGCUUAUCGUGCUGGAGCCCGACUCAGUGCCCACAAUAUCUGAGCAGCUGCAGCAGGAGCAGGAGCAGCAGCAGCAGCAGCAGCAGCAGCAGCAGCAGCAUGAGAUGACAAUCUUGAAGCCGCCUUCUGAUCCUGCAGCAGCAGAAACCCAACCAGAUGCAGCAGCAGCAGCAGCAGCAGCAGGGGACGCUCGAGGGGCCUUCGCGAUCUCUGUGGGCUGCGGGUAUUUCAAUGACCCCCCGCUGCUGCCUGGGACGGCGCAUGCACUUGAGCACAUGAUAUUUCUGAAGUCUGCUGCUGCUGCUAGGCAGCUGCAGCAGCAGGUUGCUGCUGCAGGUAGCUGCAUGCAUGCAUGCGGGGUUUUGUGUCUUGAAGAUUAUUUUUUAUUUUGGGACUUUUGUUUUUCAGGUUUGAUUUAUGAGGGCUUUGCGCUGUCGCAUGCAACUUCUCGGAGUUUCAUUUUGGGGCUUUAUUUGAAGUUAACUGCUGCUGGGCAGCAGCAAUCUGCUGCAGUGCUGCAGCUGGUGCGGCGCUUCGUGCUGCUGCUGCAGCAGCAAAUCGAUGCUGCCUUCAUCAGCAGCCACUUCGAAGGCUUGGGGGCCCUCAGCAGGGCCCUCUGGGGGGCCCUGGACCCUCUGGACCCGCUGCAGCAAGUAACAGCAGCAGCAGAAGCAACUUUGCUGCUGCCUUCUCGCCCAGACAUAGCCCUCAACACUGGCCUUUGUCUCCAGCCGCUGCAGCAGCAGCAGCAGCUUGCUGCUGUCAAGCAGCU
This is a messenger RNA of Eimeria tenella, 2096 nucleotides long. RefSeq lists its product as uncharacterized. The record is from RefSeq and is a predicted model, not a curated record. The transcript is spliced from 9 exons. NCBI's taxonomy places the organism in Eukaryota, Apicomplexa, Conoidasida, Eucoccidiorida, Eimeriidae. The annotation marks the transcript as partial.